GCUACCUUCUCUCACGCAUCCCCUCUAUCAGCAUCGCAAUUAUCGCUGCUGGGAUCUACCAUAUUCGUUCGCUGGUUCUUGACAAUUGCAUCAUAUCUAGGAAACGCUAUCAUGGGUGGUGACGUACACAGCGAUCGCAUUACGCCCAUCUCCGCCCAAGGCUAUCCGAAGCUUGCAGCUGGCCCUGUAGGCAAGCAGAUCGAGAGUAUCUACAGAGAUCGCCUCAGGCAAUUCACUGAUGGGGGCCAGUAUCGCGAACAGGGUCUGAUCGCAAAGCUCGAUGAAGGCCGCGCCUCGGGCUCCGACUGGGUCAAGCUUUCCGUAUACUCCCCACCAGAUCUAUCCCGCCCGACCUUCAAAGAUGCUACCAGUCACACAUUCCACCCCACUCAUGUCGGCGAAUCCUUCGGACCCAGCUGGUCGACUCAUUGGUUCAAGAUCCAGCUCACAGUCCCUCCCGAAUUACUGGAAAAAGAGCAUCUCGAAUUCGUUUGGGAUGCCAACAAUGAGGGCAUGAUAUGGACAAAGGAGGGUGACGUUGUACACGGCCUGACUGGCGGUGGCGAGCGCACCCAAUGGAUCCUUCCUCACGAAUAUCGCGACGGCAAAGAACACAUCUUCUACGUGGAAAUGGCAUGCAACGGCAUGUUCGGCAACGCGCCUGGAGGCGACUCCAUUCAACCUCCCAAUCCCAACCGUUAUUUCCAGCUCAAUACAGCUGACAUUGUCGCUGUGAAUCUCGAAGCUAGAGCUCUUUACUUCGACUUCUGGGAGAUUGGUGAUGCCGCCCGCGAGUUUCCUGGUGACUCAUGGGAACGCCACGAGGCUCAACAAGUCGGGAAUCGUAUCAUGGAUAAGUUUAUUGCUGGUGGUGGCAGCCAGGAGAGCAUUAUUGAGGCCCGCGACAUUGCCCGUGAAUAUCUCGGCAAUGUUGACUCUCACACCAUCUACGAAUCAGACAAAGAUGCUAUUGUCACGGGUAUUGGGUAUUGCCAUAUAGACACAUGUUGGCUGUGGCCUUUUGCAGAGACGAAGCGCAAAGUCGCCCGCUCUUGGUCAAACCAAUGCGAUCUCAUCGACAGGUAUCCCGAGCUUCGCUUCUGCUGCUCUCAGGCACAACAAUACAAGUGGCUGGAACAAUACUACCCAUCUACGUUUGAUCGUGUCAAGAAGAAGGUCAAAGAAGGCACAUUUCAGCCCAUUGGUGGCUCGUGGGUCGAGCACGACACUAACCUGCCUGGCGGAGAGUCACUCAUAAGGCAAUUUCUCUACGGUCAACGCUACUUUGAGAGCCGGUUCGGGCAACGAUGUCGAACAUUCUGGCUGCCAGAUACUUUUGGGUACUCUACGCAGCUACCACAGAUUUGUCGGAUCUCAGGUAUGAAGAGGUUUUUGACACAAAAGCUCAGCUGGAACAACAUCAACAACUUCCCCCAUACCACUUUCAACUGGGUUGCCUUGGAUAACAGCCAAGUUAUCUGUCACAUGCCACCAGCAGAGACGUAUACUGCUGAAGCCAAUUUUGGUGACGUGAGAAGGAGCAUAACGCAGCACAAAUCUCUGGAUCAGGACAAAACGUCACUUUUGGUAUUUGGAAAGGGCGACGGAGGCGGUGGCCCGACUUGGCAACACCUUGAGAAGCUCAGGCGCUGCCGAGGUAUUGCGGAUAAAACCAGUCUACUACCGCGUAUCAAGCUGGGCGACUCCGCAGAUGACUUCUUCGAUAGACUGGAGACGAAAGUUGAACAAGGCACCGAGCUUGUUACUUGGUACGGUGAGCUCUACUUUGAACUACACCGGGGGACAUAUACUACACAAGCGAACAACAAGCGCAAUAACAGGAAAGCCGAGAUCUUGUUGCGCGAUAUCGAAUACCUUGCAACUUUGGCGACUGUCAAGAACGGGUUCGGCACAAAGAGCGCAUACAAGUAUCCCAAAAAAGAUAUCGACAGUAUGUGGGAGGAUGUCCUGCUCUGUCAAUUUCACGACUGUUUGCCCGGAAGUUCAAUCGAAAUGUGUUACGACGAUUCGGAUGAAAUAUACGAACGCGUCUUUAAGACGGGCGAGAAACUCAUAGCUAAUGCGCUUUCAGAGCUGGGUUUCGACACCAGCAUUCAAGCCGACAGCGACCUUGCAGCUAUAAACACACUUCCAUGGCCCCGCACCGAACUUGUUAAGCUUCCAUCGAAUGCCAGGCUACCUUCCUAUGGCUUAGCUUCUGGGGAUGGUCUAAGUGCCAUGUCAAUCCGGCCUCUUUCUUCGCCUUUUUCCGCUGCCAUUGCUUCUGUAAAGGAGAUCAGACCCAACGUAUAUGAGCUUCGUAACGCUCAAUUUGUCAUUGAGGUUUCCGAUGGUCAUAUCAGCUCUCUUUACGAUAUUGCUACCGAUCGCCAGCUUGUUCCUAAGGGUGCGAAGGCUGCCCAGUUGGUUUUAUACGACGACAAACCACUCUACUGGCAGGCGUGGGAUGUGGAAGUCUAUCAUCUACGAUCUCGAGAGGAAUUGAAACCCUCGAAGACUGUGAUAGCUGAAGACGGUCCACAACGAGUCUCGCUGGAGAUUGAAACGAAGAUUUCGGACAAGUCGUGGAUCAAGACAACCAUUUCACUACCAGCCGUGGUUGGAAACGCUCCCUCGAGCGUAGAGAUUGAUGCUGAGAUUGAGUGGCGAGAGACCAUGAAAUUUCUCAAGGUUGAGUUCCCUGUCGAUAUUGUAAACACGGAAGCGAGCUACGAAACACAAUUUGGCAUCGUUCGUCGACCAACCCAUAGAAAUACAAACUGGGAUAUGGCCAAGUUCGAAGUUUGUGUCCAUAAGUGGGCAGAUCUGUCUGAAGCCACUUAUGGUGUCUCCAUCUUGAACGAUUCGAAAUUUGGUUUUGCUGUCGCUGGUAACGUGAUGCGACUGUCUCUUCUGCGCGCACCAAAAGCACCAGACGCACACGCAGAUAUGGGUCGUCAUCACACGCGGUACGCCAUAUUCCCCCAUGCUGGCCCUUUGAGUGAGAGCACAGUUCGAAAAGCGUUCGAAUUCAACAAUCCAUUGCGCAUCGUGGGACAUAAAUCUACGUUUGGGAGAAGCGCCCGUCCGUCACUCUUGAACACCUUUCAUAUCGAAGGGGCUCCCAAUCUCGUCCUAGACACAAUCAAGCGCGGCGAAGAUGAUGAAGACGUUUCAACAGGAAUCCUACCCAUUAAACCUGGGCAUUCCAUCAUAGUGAGAGUAUAUGAUGCAAUGGGUGGUAAGGGUAAAGGAGUGCUUACUUGGGGGCAUUUGGAUGUUAAGGGUGUGAUCAAGACAAAUGCGCUUGAAGACCACGAGGACGAUAUGAAGGAAUCCAUGACGCAGACUGCUGGAGGGAAGAAGGGAGUCAAGAUCGAGAUUAGAGCUUUUGAGGUUGCGACUUUCAAGUUGCUGCUCUGA
Periconia digitata is the source of this 3423-nucleotide messenger RNA. The record is from the annotation of a GenBank genome assembly. Lineage: Eukaryota; Fungi; Ascomycota; Dothideomycetes; Pleosporales; Periconiaceae.